Molecule: messenger RNA, 3265 nt
Organism: Ilex paraguariensis (yerba mate)
Lineage: Eukaryota; Viridiplantae; Streptophyta; Magnoliopsida; Aquifoliales; Aquifoliaceae
Source: the annotation of a GenBank genome assembly
UGACCAUCUUUCCUGUUAUUUUCAAUUUCAUCGAGCUCUCGACACUUGACUGUGAUCUCUCUCUCUCUCUUGAAGCUCGGGCUCGUCAAGUUACAGCUUCACUCCGAAUCUUUAAUUGUCUUGGAGAAAAGUUACCAAAAUUUCGAAGUAUUCUAUUUAUAUUUGCUGUAUAACGUGUGUACAUAAUUUGUGAAAACGAAAAUUGUCGAAGAUCGCGAUCGAUGUACGAGCGCCGAAACAUCUUUAUUUGGUCAUUCGAGCUGCUGUGCUUCAAUCACUCUCCGGUGAAGAUUUACGAAGAUUUUCAUCUGUAAAAAAAAAUGAGAGUUGGUUUUCUUUGAAGUUAUGCGAUGAAUUCUUUUCUCUCUCGCGCUAUGGAAUCUGGCUUGUAAUUUGGAGAUCUUUCUUAGACGUACAGUGCACGCUUUGAUCUACUGGAUUGGACUUGGUGACAAUUGCAGUGGUUGACUUCUAGUUAUUGGCGUGGUUGCUGUUUCAACCAAAUCAUGUCGCAGAGUAAUUGGGAAGCUGAUAAGAUGCUUGAUGUUUACAUUCAUGACUAUCUAUUGAAAAGAAAACUACAUGCUUCUGCAAAAGCCUUCAUGACUGAAGGGAAGGUUGCCCCAGACCCAGUAGCUAUUGAUGCGCCUGGAGGAUUUCUCUUUGAAUGGUGGUCCGUCUUUUGGGACAUCUUCAUUGCUAGGACAAAUGAAAAACAUUCUGAGGCUGCUGCGGCUUACAUAGAGACACAACAAGUGAAAGCAAGGGAGCAUCAACAACAGCUGCAAAUGCAGCAAUUGCAACUUAUGCAGCAGCACAAUGCUCAAUUGCAAAAAAGGGAUCCUAACCAUCCUUCACUUGGUGGUCCUAUGAAUGCUAUGAACUCCGAAGGAAUGAUGGGGCAGCCAUCAGCCAGUGUACUGGCCAUGAAAAUGUACAAGGAGCGAAUGAAACAUCCUCAGUCAAUGGAUUCAGAGACAUCUUCAGUUCUAAUGGAUGCCAAUAGGAUGGCCAUUCUCAAGUCAGCAACCAAUCAUCAAGGCCAGUUCGUACAAGGCAACUCUGGGAGCAUGUCUGCUGCUCUGCAGCAAAUGCAAGGACGAUCUCAAUUGACCACCGAUGUUAAAGCCGAAGUGAACUUGGGUGCAACUAAGAAAUCUUUGCCUAUGGAUCCUUCAUCAAUAUAUGGGCAAACAAUUUUGCAGUCAAAGUCUGGACUGGGCGGUGCAGGAUUGAAUCAAGGAGUCACUAGUCUUCCACUAAAGGGCUGGCCGCUCACUGGAAUUGAUCAGUUGCCUCCAAGUUUAGGUUUGCAAGCACAAAAGCCCCAUCUGCAGACUCAGAAUCAGUUUCUUUUGGCAUCACAACAGCAGCAGGUCGUAGCCCAAGCUCAGGCACAAGGCAACGUUGGAAAUUCACCCAAUUAUGGCCUUUCUGGAUUACCAAGGGGUAACUUGAAUCCAAAAGAUGGUCAACCCUCAAGAAAUGAUGGAUCUAUAUGCUCCCCUGUGCAAUCAAAUUCACCUAAGAUGAAGGUGGCCCAGAUGCAACAGUCUUCUUCUCAACAGCAAGACCAGCUGCAGCAGCAGCAGCUACAACAGAAUAACAGAAAAAGAAAACCGCACUCUGCUUCUGGAGCUGCCAAUAGUACAGGUACGGGAAACACAGUGGGGCUUUCCCCUAACUCUCCACCGUCUACUCACACACCUGGUGAUGGCAUAACUACUGCUAGCAGUAUGCAGCAUGUCAAUGGUGCACAGAAGAGCUUGAUUAUUUAUUCAGAGGGAACAGGGGGUCUUGCAUCAUCAAUGAAUCAGCUGGAUGACAUAGAACAUUUUGCUGAUGUUGGUUCUUUGGAUGAUAAUGUGGAGUCAUUUCUAUCACAUGAUGGAGGAGAUGGAAGAGAUUUAUAUGGCACGUUAAAGCAAACUCUUAAUGAGCACAAACCAGAAUCUUCCAAGGGUUUUUCCUUUGAGGAAGUUGGAUGCAUACGAACAAGAAAUAAAGUUACCAGCUGUCAUUUUUCCUCUGAUGGGAAGUUGCUAGCUAGUGCUGGACAUGACAAGAAGACUGUUCUGUGGAACAUGGAUACCCUGCAAACAGAGAGCACCCCAGAAGAGCACCAAUACUUAAUUACAGAUGUUCGUUUCAGGCCAAACUCUACUCAGCUAGCAACAGCUUCAUUUGAUAAGUCUGUGAGAUUAUGGGAUGCAGCUAACCCAAGCUACUGUUUGCAUGCCUAUACAGGGCACACUGCGCAUGUUAUGUCCCUAGAUUUCCAUCCCAAGAAGAAUGAUCUUUUCUGCUUUUGUGAUAGCAACUAUGAAAUCCGCUAUUGGAAUAUUAGCCCAUUCUCAUGUGCUCGUGUUUCCAAAGUCAGUUUUUUCAUACAGUACAUUUUGAGUUUCCCUUUUUUCAUAUUGCACAUUGUUUGAAAAUUCUUUUGAAGUAAAAUUGGAUCACGGCUGGUUAAUUGCUUCGCGUAGCAAGGAGGCAAUGCACAAGUGAGAUUUCAACCAGUGAUAGGACGUCAAUUGGCUGCAGCGUCCAAUAAAGUGGUGUCCAUAUUUGAUGUAGAAACCGACCGGCAAACUCAUGCUUUCCAGGAACACAAUGGAGUGGUAAAUUACCUGUGCUGGGAUCUUACAGGCGAUUAUUUGGCAUCUGUCACCGAGGAGUCUGUGAAAGUUUGGUCAUUAGCUUCGGGAGAGUGCAUUCAUGAGCUCAGCUCCAAUGGGAACCAAUUCCAUUCUUGUGUUUUUCAUCCGAGCUAUUCAACUCUCUUGGUGAUUGGUGGAUUGCGGUCGUUGGAGCUGUGGAGCAUGGCUGAGAACAAGAGCAUGACAGUUACGGCUCAUGAGAAUAUAAUUGCUGCUUUGGCACAGUCACCUGUCACCGGAAUGGUUGCCUCUGCAAGCCACGACAGCUCCGUCAAGUUAUGGAAAUAAAUUAUAUAUAUGAUAGAUGGUGAUAAUGGUUGAUGAUGCAGAAGAGGGUGUUAUUUCUCGGUGAUGCAUGCAGGUUUUCUAUUCUAUCAUUAUAAUAAAAUGUUUGUUGUCUAUAUUUGCUUGCUAAGUUGGAACUUAUUUUUACUGCCUUAAAAGCUUUUCUUUAUUGGGUUGAGCAUGUUGGAGAGCUGAGGAUGGAAGAUGCGAUAAAAAUAGUCAUUUUCUUUAUGGACUUACAAAAACUAGGUAAGACAAUCUAUAAUUUCUUGGGUAUAUAAUAGGGUGAUUUACAAGUAUACACAUAAUAGUAUUUUUUU